Messenger RNA from Hyla sarda, 1302 nucleotides. Its product is annotated as flap endonuclease 1-like. Gene Ontology annotation, cellular component: nucleus. Bases 1 to 1017 code for a protein of 338 amino acids. The record is from RefSeq and is a predicted model, not a curated record. Gene Ontology annotation, molecular function: DNA binding; manganese ion binding; magnesium ion binding. The transcript has 11 exons. NCBI's taxonomy places the organism in Eukaryota, Metazoa, Chordata, Amphibia, Anura, Hylidae.
AUGGAGUGGAAGAUCCUGGCCAUCGAUGCCUCAAUCCUCAUACAUCAGUUCCACUGUGCAGUGCCGACGAUCACCAACCAUAAAGGAGAUGAGAUCAGCGUUCUUCAGGGUCUCUUCCAGCGCACGGUCUUCAUGCUGCAGAAUGGGAUCAAACCACUAUAUGUAUUUGAUGGGAUCCCACCAGAAAACAAGCGCUUCAAAGACACGAAAGAUGGAAAUGUCCAGUUUAGAAGAAGAAUAAACCCUGCACCAACUAUAGGGUCAGACAAGUGGAAAGACCUGAAGACUCUGCUGAAUUAUCUUGGUGUCCCCUUCAUACAGGCUCCCAGUGAAGCAGAAGCCACCUGCGCCCAUCUGGUGCUGAAGAAUGUGGCAUGGGGGGCAGUGACCGAGGACAUGGAUGCUCUGCCAUUCAGCUGCCACCGCCUCAUCCGGAACCUAAAGGCCGAGAAGAAGAUAAAAGUUCAAGAAUAUAAUUUGGAUGAAAUUUGGAAGCAGCUGAACCUGAGCAGAGAACAGUUUGUUGACCUGUGCAUCCUCCUGGGAUGUGACUACACCAGUAAGAUCAAAGGUCUGGGGAGAAAGAAAGCCUUGAAGAUGAUUCGGGAAUACAAGAGCAUUGAAGGAAUUGUGAGGGUUAAAUCCCAGGAGCAGAUUCCUCCCGACUUCGAUUAUGUUACAGCUCGCAGACAGUUUUUGAGUCCGGUUGUCGCUGAGGUUAACCUGGAAGAUCUAAAGUGGACAAAGCCAGACGAUGAUAAAAUCCGUCAUUUUUUGUGCCGGGAGAAGCACAUGAGAGAGGUCAGAGUCAACAGUGUCCUACAAAAGCUUCAUCCACCUAAGAAACAAAAAACACAAAAAAGAAAAUCCACUGCGACUGAAGUUUCUCCAAACAAACAAACGAAAAUGAGCGAGUUCUACCCAGCAAAGAAGAUGGUGCAUCCAAAUAAGUCUACCCCUGGAGGCCCGUAUCCUCAGUGCAGUGAUGUCAGAGGGAUCGAUCGGCUGCAGCCAUGAGGGACAUGGAUCUAUGACCUAGAAAUCUUCAUGUCUGUGAUCUGGAGGGGGUGAAGGACAGAUGCCCUCUGCUUUGGAUAUAUUGUCAGAGCCUUCUUAAAGGAGAACUCCUCUCACCCCUGACUCUCCAUGGUGUUCACUGGAGCCCCCCGCACCCAGGCUGUGACUGUCCGGAGGGUCUUACACUGUGGUGGGCUGUACUUUGUAGUGACACACAUAUUUUCACACCAGCAGAUGAUGGGACAGAAAUGAUAGAACAUAUAAAGGUUUUUUAUGUGUAUAGUA